CAAACUCCAACAUCGUCGGCAACAUCACAGCCAACAUCUCCGUCCCCACCAGCCGGCCCGAAGGCAGCGCGACGAUCACGGCGGCUUUGUUCGCGUUGUAUGGCAAGAGUUUUAGUGGGAGUGUGGAGUUUUGGAAUCGUACCAGGCUUUGAAAUGGAAGGCUUGAUUGAUCGGUUGAGAAUUGAAACUUGGGGAUUUCUAUCCGAGAAAAGAAACUCUUAUUAUUCUUUAACAUCUGUAAGCUAUAUGCAAAUGCAUCUUGUAUUAUGCUGGAAUCCACGUUCUUUCUCUCCGGGGUUUCUGAUUACUGCAAUCAUCGUAACGGUCGUCACAUCGACUAUUGCCCCUGUUGGGAGCGGAGGUGGCGUUGUUGUACUUGGAAUGGGCUCGACGGGAUCGAAGGAAAACUGUGGUGGUGGGAGAUCGAGAUCCGAAGGAGAGGGUGCUUGGGGUUGCAGUUGCGGUUCGUCGUGGUUUGCAUUCGACAACGUCGAUGCUGAAGCUGAGGCCGCUGCUUUGAUGAUGUCCGCCGCCUAUGCAAAUCAUUGUCAGCUUUUUCUCUGUUCCGCGUUCGUUG
Molecule: messenger RNA, 577 nt
Organism: Scutellospora calospora
Lineage: Eukaryota; Fungi; Glomeromycota; Glomeromycetes; Diversisporales; Gigasporaceae
Source: the annotation of a GenBank genome assembly